ACGAUUUUCAUUCCAAAGACGUAUAAGUGUAUACAGAUUAGAAAACGAUAUGAUUUAAAUGCACUGUUGUCGUCCCUCUCGGGACGGGCAGUUGUAUCGGUCAGUUCCAAGGGCCUCACUGCAAUUCAUCCUUGCUCACUGCAGCUAUUCUCAGACAAAAUCAUCAUCAUCAAAAAAGUGUCUAAUUUGUUGUCGGUCAAUGUGUGCCUCUUGGUUUAGUCACAGAUGUUAG
This is a messenger RNA of Haemonchus placei, 232 nucleotides long. The record is from the annotation of a GenBank genome assembly. Lineage: Eukaryota; Metazoa; Nematoda; Chromadorea; Rhabditida; Trichostrongylidae.